GUAAAAGUUGUUUGGGUGGAUCGGCUAUGGUGUCGAGAAUUCGUAUAAAAACAUUUGCAAUCCGCCACAGAGUCAUCAUUCAGAGUCGUCUCUCAGUCUAAGACAAGCUCCAAUCUACACAAGAUGUUCCGCUUCAUGCUCAUCGCCUCCGCCGUCUUGGCCUGCGCUUCCGCCGCCGCCACCUACAGCCAGGAUGCCUCUGCCUAUGUGGUCAAGAGCGGCGCUGACAUCCAGCCCGAGGGCAACUACAACUACAACUAUGAGACCAGCAACGGAAUCGCCGCCCAGGAGUCCGGAAUCGGAGGAAACCACGCCACCGGUGGCUUCUCCUGGUACUCUCCUGAGGGUGAGCUUGUCCAGAUCUCGUAUCUGGCUGACGCCAACGGCUACCAGCCUUCUGGAAACUGGGUGCCCACUCCUCCCCCAAUCCCAGCUGCCAUCCUGAAGUCCCUGGAGUACAUCCGCACCCACCCCCAGUACGUUGAGCCUGCCCAGCGUUCCUCUGGAUUCGGACGUGCUGCUGCAUUCAAAUCCAUCGUCGGUUAAAUUUUUAGGUUAGCGUUGUUUGUAGACCGUUUUGAAAGCUUUAUUACAGUUUGUAAAAUAUUUUGAUGAAAAGUUAAAAUAAAUGAAGAAGUUUAGAAGAUAA
Drosophila ananassae is the source of this 649-nucleotide messenger RNA. RefSeq names its product larval cuticle protein 2. The transcript has 2 exons. Gene Ontology annotation, cellular component: chitin-based extracellular matrix. The record is from RefSeq and is a predicted model, not a curated record. Bases 124 to 546 code for a protein of 140 amino acids. Lineage: Eukaryota; Metazoa; Arthropoda; Insecta; Diptera; Drosophilidae. Gene Ontology annotation, molecular function: structural constituent of chitin-based larval cuticle.